UAUCAUUCAUUGAUACCCCAGGUCUACUGCCGCCUUCAACGAGCAAUUUCAGAAGAAAUAAGACUAUUUUGCACUCUGUGAAGCGGUUUAUUAGAAAAUAUCCACCGGACAUUGUUUUAUUUUUUGAACGGCUUGACCUCCUGAAUGCGGGGGUAUAAUGAUUUUCCCCAUUUGAAGCUUAUAACAGAAGUCUUUGGUUCUGCAAUUUGGUUCAACACCAUCCUUGUCAUGACUCAUUCUUCUUCAGCUCUUCCUGAAGGGACCAAUGGAUAUCCUGUCAGUUAUGAAUCUUAUGUGACUCAGUGCACUGAUCUGAUGCAACAUUAUAUUCAUCAGGCAGUUUCAGAUUCAAAACUUGAAAAUCCCAUAAUUCUUGUGGAGAAUCAUCCUCAAUGUAAAACAGAUAUCACUGGUGAGAAAAUUCUUCCAAAUGGACAGGUUUGGAGAUCACAGUUCUUGUUGUUAUGCAUAUGUACUAAAGUUUUGGGGGAUGUUAAUGCUAUCUUGGAAUUCCAAGACAGUAUUGAAUUGGGGCCACCUAAUCGAUCAAGACUGCCUUCUCUACCCCAUCUUCUCUCAUCAUUCUUACGUCAUCGUACUGUAAUGGGCCCUAAUGGAGCUGAUAAUGAAGCUGAUCAGAUUGCUUUUUCAGACACAGAGGAAGAAGAUGAGUAUGAUCAGUUACCUCCUAUUCGGAUUCUGACAAAAUCUCAGUUUGAGAAAUUGACUAACUUGCAGAAAAAGGAUUAUCUUGAUGAGCUGGAGUACCGGGAGACUCUUUACAUGAAGAAACUGCUGAAAGAAGAGUAUCGCAAGCGGAGAGACAUGAAGGUUCUAGAAGAUGGGAAUUUGGCCAGUGACGAUAAUUCUGAUAAUCGGGAGCCUCCAGAGGCUGUUCAACUACCAGAUAUGACUGUACCUCCAAGUUUCGACUCAGAUUGUCCUGUACAUAGGUAUCGUUGUCUUGUUAGGGGUGAACAAUGGCUCACAAGACCUGUUCUUGAUCCACAUGGAUGGGAUCAUGAUGUGGGGUUUGACGGCAUAAACCUGGAGACAGCUGUGGAAAUGAAGAAGAAUGUCAUUGCCUGUGUCACAGGGCAAAUGAGCAAGAACAAGGAAGAUUUCAGUAUUCAAUCAGAAUGUACCGCAGUUUAUGUGGAUCCCAGAGGACCCAGUUACAGUAUCGGUCUUGAUGUUCAGUCUGCUGCUAAAGAUUUAAUCUAUACAGCUCACAGCGGUGCAAAACUGAGGUUUUUGAAGCACAAUGUCGCUGAGUGUGGGGUUUCUGUGGCAUCCUUUAGGAACAAGUAUUAUGUUGGUGCUAAGCUUGAAGACAGUAUCUCAAUGGGGAAGAGACUCCAGUUAAUGAUGAAUGCUGGUUGCAUGGGGGGUCAUCAACAAGUAGCCUACGGUGGGAGUUUAGAAGCUACUUUAAGGGGUAGAGACUACCCUGUGAGAAAUGACAGUACAACUUUGACAAUGACGGUCCUCUCAUUUAACAAAGAGACAGUGUUGGGUGCAAAUGUUCAGUCUGAAUUCCGAUUAACUCGGGGAACAAGAAUGGCAGUUGCUGCCAAUUUAAACACCCGGAAAAUGGGUCAGGUUAGUCUAAAGACAACUAGUUCUGACCAUUUAGAAAUAUCCCUCAUCGCUAUUGCCUCAAUUUUCAGGGCCUUGUUACGGAGAAGGGCCAUAGAUGGCAUCGAAACACUGGAGGCAGGGUAAAUUAGCUUGGCCUUUAGUUGCCGAUGGAGAACUUUGACAGCAAUGCAUGCUGUCUUGUAUUCCUCCCUGCCUCCGAAAAGAAACGGGUACGGUGUUUCCAGAAAGUUCGUUAGAUGCCCAUUUGGUUGCUUUUGUUGCAAAAGAAGAGGGCAUUCGUAUUUAUCCUUCGGACAUUUUUGAUGAUGCUUGUAAGCUCUAGUAGUACAAGCAACCUCAAGAUUGUGAUAGCAACAAUUGUUGUUGUGGCUGGUGGUGGCCAAAGAGGUUUGUUUCUAGCAUGUACGAUGAGGUGAUCAACUGUAUAGCAAAUCAUGGGAGAGUAGUCUUGAUUAGUUUUAUCGUUCUAGUAUUUGAUUAGGUUGAAGAAAUUGUGGGCGGCCAGUUCCAUUUUUGUGUCCCAGAUACUCUAGUAUUACUUGCAAUCAGAAUGUCUUUUCUUUGA
Molecule: messenger RNA, 2167 nt
Organism: Diospyros lotus (date-plum)
Lineage: Eukaryota; Viridiplantae; Streptophyta; Magnoliopsida; Ericales; Ebenaceae
Product: translocase of chloroplast 90, chloroplastic
Exons: 1
Coding region: 145-1725 (526 amino acids)
Source: RefSeq, a predicted model, not a curated record